This is a messenger RNA of Didymodactylos carnosus, 1515 nucleotides long. NCBI's taxonomy places the organism in Eukaryota, Metazoa, Rotifera, Eurotatoria, Philodinida, Philodinidae. The record is from the annotation of a GenBank genome assembly.
AUGGAAUGUCUGUAUUUUUUUAUUUCUAUAGAGCUACGCGAAUCAUUGCGUCAAUUUUUUUCUGAGCAAACUCAGGUCUAUCUCGAUGAAGAAAUUCGGGCAUAUGUUGAACCGAUACAGAAUGGACAAUUAGAACAAGAUGGUUUAAUAGAUCAAUGGUUAAAAACAUUCCAAGAAUGUAAAUCUUAUACUCGUAUUCAACCGGUUACUGAUGAAGAUUUAUUUUCGAACAUAUAUCAUUCUGUUUUGCUCACAGAUCGUUACGAAGAUUUGUUGCUCUUAGAAGUAAAGUACCAAGAUGAAAUUAAAGAUUUGUUAAAUGAUAGAGAUAAACAAAUACAAGAAUUAGAUACAAAACAUUCUCGUGAAAUGCAAGAUGUUGUUAAUGAGCCAACAAACAAAUAUCCAGAUGUAUAUGUUCGAAAUGUAGCACAAAAACAUAUGGAAGAUAAACAGUUAGUCGAAGGUAAAUGGAAUAGUGAAAUAAUAUCAGUGAAAGAACGUCAGAAACAAGAAUUCAAAAACUAUGUUAUGCAAUUAUCAUUACAAAAUCAACUUAAUCAGAGUUUACAAGCUAAUAAAAUACGUCGUAAACGGAAUACAAAUUCUCUGGUAUUAUCCGUAGAUGAAUCAACAACUCGACGUUUAGAAACAAGUUAUACCGUACAAUUAGGUGCGCAGUUAAAGUCAAUGCACAAUUUACGUUUAAUUCGGUGUGAUAUAUUAGAAUUCUGCCGUUUAAAAACAUAUAAAAAGGGAAAUCAAGUAUUUUUCGAGCCUCAACGUUUACAAACAUUAAUGUCAUUAUUUUCGAAUUCCUUAUCUGGAGUCGUUUUAUUAGUGCAGAAGAGAAGUUUGUUAAAAGCAGAUAUGAAAGAAGAAUUUGGCUCUGUUUGCGAACGAUCGACUGAUUUCCAUUUUCCUUCAUAUGAACAACAAAUGGCAACGAUUGACGAUUGCAUUGAACAAGCAAAUCAACAAAGAACUGUCACAUCAUCAUCAUCGGCUCAAAUAAGUCAAUCAAAUUCAAAUGCUGAUUUACAAUCGAUCAAUAGUAAACAUAGUGCAAGCGAUGAAGAUCGUAAACUGUGUAGUGUUGGUGAUUUUUAUGUCACAAAGCAUUCGAACUUAUCCGAAAUUCAUUUAGCAUUACAUCUAGUUGUUGAUGAUAGUUUAAAAUCAUCGGAUAUUACUUCCAGACAUCCUACAAUACUAGGUCUGAGAAAUAUAUUAAAAGCUUGCUGUAGACAUGAUGUAACAACAUUAACAUUACCCAUUUUACUCACCCAUGAAAUGACGGAGGAAAUGACCAUCGCAUGGGUUAUGAAACGUACUGAAUUGGUUUUAAAAUGUCUGAAAGGUUUUAUGAUGGAAAUGGCAACUUGGGGAACAAACAAAUGUACUACAAUUCAAUUGAUUGUACCUAAGAGUCUUCUUGAACAAACAUUUUAUUCAAUGGCUGAUUUAUUACCAACGAUAUUUCGAGAAUCAAGAACCGUUACAUUAAACAUAUGA